Molecule: messenger RNA, 2160 nt
Organism: Nelumbo nucifera (sacred lotus)
Lineage: Eukaryota; Viridiplantae; Streptophyta; Magnoliopsida; Proteales; Nelumbonaceae
Source: RefSeq, a predicted model, not a curated record
UAGUCUACUAAUAGCCCCCCCUAUAAAAUUCUGAUUCUGAGUGGGCUGAACAGUCAUUCUCCCCACGUUAUUUGCCGUGCAAAAAUUCUUAACCCUUUGGUUUAUGCUGUGAUUUCACAAUUCCACUCCCUCCGGUUUAUAUUUCUGAUCUGUUUUUCCUUAUUCCCGAUAUCCUGCAUCACCCAUAAUAGUUUAUUGGAAUCCAGUGAAGAUUUAUUUGGAGUGCAAAGUGAUUGGGUGAGAGACUUCUAGCAAGGUGACUAUUGUUUAGAGAUUACUGAAGGACUCUGCUGUACAACUUCAAUUUGAUGACAGUCUUAGAAAAGGUCACAAAACCCCUACAGCUGCUGGAAUUGGGGGUUUGUUCUGCAAGUCCAGUGGCGACUUAUUAUGGGUUUACAUUGGACCCACCUCAGCAGAAUAUGCACUAGAAGCUGAAAUCGGAGCACUUAUAGAAGGUCUAAGGAUUGCUAAGGCUCUUUAGAUCAGCUCCCUUGUAGUGAAAGGUCGAAAAGACUCAGUAUAAGGGAUGCCUCCUUUUAGCAUAUCAGAGUUUUUGGGGUGGUAUAUGGUGACUUGAGCACAUCUUCACUAUAUGCCUGUAGAAGUACAUUUUCAGGGAGGUUGCACAGCUAUCAAAAUGAGGAAGCAGUAUUUGGAGUACUUUCCUUCAUUUUUUGGAUUUACACUGCUCCCGUUGUUGAAGCAUGUCAUCAUUGUAUUGAGUGCAGAUGAUAAUUGUGAAGGUGGUGUAACAUUUGCUUUGUACGCACUUCUUUGUAGACAUUCAAAGUUGAAUCAACAAGCAUUUCAUGAGGAGCUCUCAACAGAUUAUAAUCACGGUCACUUGAAUUGAAACCUAGCUGCAUCUUGAUUGAGAAAAUUUCUCGAGAAGCAUAAAAGGAUUAGAAGUGCUUUACUUGUUAUAGUUGUACUUGGCGCUUGCAUGAUGAUAGGUGAUGGUGCAUAAACACCUGCAAUUUCUGUUAUAUCAUCUAUAGCAGGGUUUCAAAUUCGAGACAAAAACUUACCUAAUGAGGAAUAGGGGCUUUUUGCGCGGGGUUCUAAUACACAUUGCCCCAUGUUGAGUACUUGUUCCCAAUGUCUCGCCAGGCGUCCUAUUAUUGUAUCACCUUCCUUUCCUCGGGUCAGGGUUUUGAAGCGAAUCGGUAGUUCUUGGCCACUCAACAACAGGAGCUUACGUCUCGUUGAAUCUCAUUCUAGGUCUUCAAACAAGAAAUGGAAGGUUUCGUGCUUUAGGCAUGAAGACUCUUCUUCAGAUACAUCCGAGUCUGAGCUUUCAGAAGACAACCUCCCAGGAGAGCUGGUCGAACCUGAACUGAAUCGAUCAGACGUUGUAAAAAAGGAUUGUGUUUUAAGUCUAAAAGAGGCUGCAGAUGCAAUUUUUAAAGGACCUGGAAAACCUUGGAUGGUACCAUGGACGGCAAAAACCAUACUUCAGGUUAUGCUUCUCUGGAUCGCUUCAUUCUGGUUUGUUGGAUCAUGGAUAAUUCCAUUCCUGGCCCAUGCAGUGGGUUUUAAUAAGGAAUCUCUGACAUACAGAGGCCAAGCUCUAUACAGCCUAUUAACGGAUGUGGCCGAGGGUCUUGCUGGCAUUGCAAUCCUUCAUAGCUGCAUUGCUAGGUUCUACCCUCUUCCAUCUGACUGGUUUAGUUUCAGCUUUAGUGGAAAUUGGCAGUUUGACGUUACCUUGGGAUGUCUUACGUUCCCUUUGGUUAACCGGCUAUCUCAAAUCAACCUUGAUCUCUUCCCCCUUCUUCCCUCCACACCAGUUGCUGUAUCAAGUGUUGAGCAGUCAAUUAUAGCUAGGGAUCCUGUGGCAAUGGCCUUAUAUGCAGUAGUAGUUUCAGUCUGUGCCCCUGUAUGGGAAGAAAUUAUCUUUCGGGGAUUCCUUCUUCCAUCCUUGAGCAAAUACAUGCCUGUGUGGUGCUCAAUCCUGCUUAGUUCAGUUGCAUUUGCUUUAGCACAUUUCAAUGUACAAAGAAUGGUACCACUCAUAUUCCUUGGGGUGGUUAUGGGUGCUGUUUUUGCAAGAUCAAGGAACUUGUUAGCAUCAAUGCUUUUGCAUAGCCUCUGGAAUGGAUUUGUAUUCUUAGACUUGUUGAAAUAAUAAAUAUCAUAUUGUACCUUGUAUUUGUA